AUGAAAAUACUGAGUUGGAACCUCCAAGGUGUGGGGAAUCCUUGGACGGUACGUGCGCUUAAGUUCCUUGUUCAAAAUAAUUCCCCUGAUAUUUUUUUCUUGAUGGAAACUAAACUUAACCGAGGUGAGUUUGGUACCAUUUGUAGAAGUUUUGUUGCUUUUAAUUCUGUUAUUUCUGAUGCUAAUGGAAGGCGAGGUGGUUUAGCGCUUUUCUGGAAUAAGAAUCUGGAUGUUACGAUUAAUGAUGUUUCGGAAAAUCAUAUUGCGUUCACAGCUAUGAAUAAUAGCCUGGAUACGCAAUGGAAGGGGGUAGGGGUGUAUGGGUGGCCGGAAGGAGGCAAUAAGCAUCUUACUUGUGAUCUUUUGAAAAGGGUCUGUGCGGAUAGAAGCUGUCCUUUGGUGGUAUUCGGUGACUUUAAUCUGUUUUUGUAUAACUAUGAAAAGAGAGGAGGUCGUAUUAGGAAUCAAAGGGAGCUUGAUGAUUUUCAGGCUACUAUUGAUGAUUAUGGGGUUGCGGAUUUAGGCUAUGAUGGCCAUGAUUUUACUUGGACAAAUAGGCGAGCGGGAGAGCAUCUUAUUCAAGCGCGGUUGGAUCGGUUUUUUGCCAAUGCUAAAUGGCAGGAGACAUUUGUAGAUUGGACUGUCUACCAUCUUGUGAGAUAUCAUUCGGACCACUGCCCCAUUUUGUUAAGUACGAAGGAAGAGAGGCAACAAUUUUCGACAAGACCAUUUAGGUUUGAACCUAUGUGGAUGCGUCAUGAAAGCUUUGAGAAUUGCGUAGUAGAGGCGUGGGGAAGUGAAGGUAGCAGAGGGCACAUUAUGGACAGAGUUCGCGGGUGUGGGUGUAGCAUGAAGGAGUGGGCUUUUUACAACAUUGGCAGUGUUUGA
Mercurialis annua (annual mercury) is the source of this 888-nucleotide messenger RNA. RefSeq lists its product as uncharacterized. Gene Ontology annotation, molecular function: catalytic activity. The coding region runs from base 1 to 888 and encodes 295 amino acids. NCBI's taxonomy places the organism in Eukaryota, Viridiplantae, Streptophyta, Magnoliopsida, Malpighiales, Euphorbiaceae. The transcript has a single exon. The record is from RefSeq and is a predicted model, not a curated record.